Molecule: messenger RNA, 1772 nt
Organism: Heteronotia binoei (common prickly gecko)
Lineage: Eukaryota; Metazoa; Chordata; Lepidosauria; Squamata; Gekkonidae
Gene: MPHOSPH6
Product: M-phase phosphoprotein 6
Exons: 5
Coding region: 134-631 (165 amino acids)
Biological process (GO): maturation of 5.8S rRNA
Source: RefSeq, a predicted model, not a curated record
AGCCGAUCGUGUCACCAAGCUGCUCUCCCGGAGCUGCGCAUGCGCACUGACACUCCGUCAGCCGCGGCCUGGUGCGAAAGAGCAAGUGGCGCCUUCGGCUCCGGAAAACGGAGGCUUCGUGUCCGCCGCUGCCAUGGCUCGGGACGUGAAGAGCAAACUGUCCAAGAACCUGAUGCGUAUGAAGUUCAUGCAAAGGGGCUUGGAUUCGGAAACCAAAAAGCAACUCGAAGAAGAGGAGAAGAGAAUCAUCAGCAAGGAGCACUGGUUCCUGGAUCUGCCAGAACUAAAGGAGAAGGAGAACUUUGUAAUAGAAGAGCGAAGCUUUCUACCGUGUGAAGAUCUGCUGUACGGCAGAAUGUCAUUCAAAGGUUUCAAUCCUGAAGUUGAGAAGUUAAUGAUCCAGAUGAACUCAAAGUACAAGACGGAAGAAAUCGAAGAGGAAGAUAAUGCAAUGGAGGCUGAUGUAUCGGAUGAAGAAAUGGCCAGAAGGUACGAGACGUUGGUUGGAACAAUCGGGAAGAAGUUUUUGAAGAAGAGGGACCGGCGUGACCUACAGGACACCGAUGAGGCUGAGAACAGUCACCACGGACCUAGCAAAGCGAAGAAAAUGUUUUUGAAACCCCAAGAUUAAGGCAAUGUGGAUGAUUUGCACAUCCUUCAGGCUGGGGAAAUAUAUUUUUUUGUACCACGGUUAACACCAGUUAUUUUCCCAAAUCGUUGGCUUUCUUUAUGUCUCUGGGAUGGAUGCAUUGUUCAGAGUAGAUGCAUACGUAAAUGGAUGUCAUACAUCCUCUGCUCUCUGCGUACUUUUUUUUCCCCUUUAAAGUGCGGGCCCUGUGAGAUAACAUGAGUUUAUCACCGCACGUAAGCAGACUGGUUGCCGGACUCGGCUAAGAAUACUUCCCAGUUAUGAUUUUGCUUUAACUACAAGCAGAGAUUUCAAUGGCCGAGUUAAUUCCGGCCAGUUCGCUCUACAAUGCUCUUUUCCGUUGUCAUUUUAUAUUACGUGCAUUUUGCUUUUAAAAGACCGGUUGGGUGGAGUGUUCAAGGACGAUUUUUUUUUUAAAAAAAGCUGGACAACUCGACAAUUUAUUUAUGUAUUUGAAAGAUAUUUUAUUGUAAGGGAGUAUUUUUAUUUUUAUUUUGCCUGCUGCCGUUUUAAGCGGCGGUUCCCCAUGCCCUCAUGAGAGCUGUGACUGCAAAAGAGAAGCUGUGGGCAGGGGGAGGUACCAGACGCGCAGUUUCUGCGCUUGAAUCAAGGGAAUUGGUUGAAACUUUUGCCAUUUCUUGCGGAAGGACAGCUGCUGAAGUAUAUGGGGACUAUUGGCCUCUUGCCACAGUGCAUAUGGACCAGCGGGUAAAGGCUUUCUGUGCUUUAAAAACUGGUUAUGUUUGUAUCGCCUCCAAUGUGUUCACUGAAUACCCCCCAGAUUGCUCUCUGGAGAACUUGUGCCAACCCUCCUAAUUGCAUAAGGUGAGGCAAGAAAAUGGCUGGGUGUUCCCUGCCCCGCACAUCUUGUAUCUCAUGCUAUGUCUCUCCCCCGUUCCCCCCGCCCCCAUUUCACUUCAACAUUGUUGCAUCUGGAGAUUUAGCCUUAACGCUUUUGAAAACUGAUACCACGUCAGCAACCUCAACCAAAGAUGAUCUCUUAAGUUUGCACGUUCUUCUCCGGUUGGGGCUGCGGAUAAAACAGUUUCGGAGCGAGAACGCUCAACGUGUUUCUAAUUUGUCACCGAGGUCACAAUAAAAACGAUGCCCUGUUUUCAGCGAC